AUGAAACUCCCUUCCAAAGCCUCCAAAGCCAUUGUCACCCCUCCGGCCAAGACCCCUCAGCCAAAACCCAAAACUACCCCUAAGCCAAAGGCCAAGACACCUGCAAAACCAAGGACGCAUCCGUCAUCUACGGCCGCCUCCAAACCCUACACCAAGCCUGCCCCACCAUCAGUCAUCCCUAACAUCACGAUGGUGGGUGCAACGCAUAAUCCACUCCUAGUCUACGUCCACAACGCACCGUCACCAGUUGUACGUCCACCAUCCCCACUUUCUAUCAAGCCCUUGGCCACCAUUUAUCCAGUGGAAUCAGAUGCGUCAAGCCAACCAUCUCGUUCGUCCAUCCUCAUAUAUUCCCCUGGGACGCCUCAUACCUCAGUAGGCACCCCUCCAUUUACUCCACCCAUACCACCCUCUGACAGUCCUGCGUUAGAGCGCAAUCUUGAAGAGUUGGCAUAA
Messenger RNA from Benincasa hispida (wax gourd), 456 nucleotides. The record is from RefSeq and is a predicted model, not a curated record. Lineage: Eukaryota; Viridiplantae; Streptophyta; Magnoliopsida; Cucurbitales; Cucurbitaceae.